GUACAGAUUAACCCACCUCUCCUGACUGAGUGGGGAAACAAACUCGGGAACAGACGGAGAUGAAGUGGUUGCGUUUUUCUCUCCUCGUCUUGGGGAUAUUCUCGCUGUACUGCGCCACGUCUGGUGACAGCAGUGGCGUGAAGAAGAUGAAGAUGCAGUUUGCCACGGGACCCCUUCUCAAGUUUCAAAUUUGCAUUUCCUGAGGGUACAAGCGGGUGUUUGAGGAGUACACGCAGGCUUUGUACCAGCGGUACCCGGACAUCCGCAUUGAAGGGGAGAACUAUCUGCCCAUACCCCUCUAUCGACACAUUGCUUCCUUCCUGUCUAUGUUCAAACUGUUGGUGAUUGGGGUGAUAAUUGUCGGCAGAGACCCAUUCGCCCUAUUUGGUAUGCAAGCCCCGGGCAUCUGGGAGUGGGGCCAAGGAAAUAAGAUUUAUGCUUGCAUGAUGGUGUUCUUCUUCAGCAAUAUGAUUGAAAACCAGUUAAUGUCUACAGGAGCUUUUGAAAUCACACUAAAUGAUGUGCCAGUGUGGUCAAAACUCGAGUCGGGUCACCUGCCCUCCAUGCAGCAGCUUGUGCAAAUCCUGGACAAUGAGAUGAAGAUGAACGUUCACAUGAACACAAGACCGCACCACUCCUAACCCUACUCUUCACAUCCUGGCUGGAGCUAAAAGCCCCUCCAUGAUUGAGGUGGGUUUCUCAUCGGGCUGUGAAGUGAUAUUUAUGAAGGUCUGUGCUGAAGGCAGGAAGACUGCUAGCACAGGCUGGAUGCACCCAUCAGUCUUCACCAUGCCCCUUAGAGACGUCCCGCCCCAACACCAGGGUGGGAUUCGUGGCAACAGCGCCGGCCGUUUUGUCAUUUUUCUUGUACUAUUCGUACUACUGCAUAUUCAUCCAGGUGACAUGAGUGGUCUUAUGAGGAGAGAUUUAACAUUGAUUACUUAGAGUCUUUAACUUGUUGCAUACAACUGAUCUGUGUGAGUAAAUAUUCAUGUCAUUUGUACCAUUGAGCCAUAAGUAGAAUUUUAAGUUUAUUGUUCUAAAAGUAGCUUAAACAUGUAGAAAAUGCAACACUUAAAAAUCUGUCAUCAUUGUUGUGAAAGUAACAGCUGUGUCCUGGUAUGAUUUCUGAAUAAUUUUUAUAUUUACAUAACUUGGACAAAGUGAGAAGAUUAAUAAAACUUACUGUAACUAUUUAA
Scatophagus argus is the source of this 1199-nucleotide messenger RNA. It is a transcript of the gene selenot1a, whose product is annotated as selenoprotein T, 1a. The transcript is spliced from 6 exons. NCBI's taxonomy places the organism in Eukaryota, Metazoa, Chordata, Actinopteri, Scatophagidae. Gene Ontology annotation, cellular component: endoplasmic reticulum membrane. Gene Ontology annotation, biological process: cell redox homeostasis. The record is from RefSeq and is a predicted model, not a curated record. Gene Ontology annotation, molecular function: thioredoxin-disulfide reductase (NADPH) activity.